Anopheles coluzzii is the source of this 2650-nucleotide messenger RNA. RefSeq names its product toll-like receptor 7. The coding region runs from base 895 to 2637 and encodes 580 amino acids. Gene Ontology annotation, molecular function: protein binding. The record is from RefSeq and is a predicted model, not a curated record. Lineage: Eukaryota; Metazoa; Arthropoda; Insecta; Diptera; Culicidae. The transcript has 2 exons.
GCGGGGUUCGCGCAGCGUGUGCACGGCCGGUACGUUCCCCGUCUGCUUUCAAUGUUCUAUUAUAACAUCCCCCCGUGCGAUCGAUCCGGUACGAUCAGUACGCGCUCAACCGUUGCCCACUGCGCACCGCACACGGUGCGGCUGACAAGACCAGACCAGACGACGGUGGGGAGUUUAGACAAACCCAUCUUUGCUCGGUGUUCGGACGGGACGGAGAUGCACAUGCAUUUGCAAACGAGCAUCUUAUCGAGCAAAAGUGUAUGUGUGAGUGUACGCGCGUGCUAUAAAGUGAUUCUGAAGUGAUUGGAAGCAUCUCAGCGCGAUCGUCUGUGCAAAGCUGGAGAGAUGCUUAUCGAUUUUUAUGUGCAAUAGAAGUGCAAUAAACACGCAGCUGCAGUUUUUGACCCGGUUGUUCUCACAGGCUCAUGUUCUACAGCACGAUCCGCAAGCGAUUUUAACAUCAACUAGUCUCCAGCUCAACGCCAACAAUCGAUUAUAGGUGCUCUCGUAUUAAUUAGUGAUCAGCCUACUGCACUGUUUCCCUUCGCGACUCUCACUUUACAAGUGCUGUGUGUAUGUGCGUGCGUGUAAGUGUGUGUGUGUUAAAUGCUUUCCAGCAGUAAGUUUUGUUAAAGGUGACUGAGAAAUGAUUGUUAUUAAUUGGCCAGCCAAGUGGUGAAUUCGUUUGGUUGCACACAACGACUUCGCAUUAAGUUAUUAAAGCAAGCGACGAACAGGAAAUAGCUUUCGGGUAUCAACUACCUAUCCAGGUUCCAUCGAGCACGUGUGCAGUUUGGGGCGCAGCAGAAGAGAAAGCUGUUCGGUCAUCCUUAAAAGCGGUUGACACUUUUCGUCUAGCGGUGCACAGCCCAUAGCGCGGGAAAAGGAACAAACAUGCAGCUUACAGUAAGAUGCACAAUAGCGUACCUCUUUGCGGGGAUUGUUUCGUUGCUGUCGGUCGACCAAUCACGCGGCGACGAGUGUGUCAGUAUGAAGCGUGAUCGCCAUCGAACGCUUAUGGAAGAGUACCGCCAUUCGCCCAACUGGGACGGCUUCCUAACGGAGGACACGCUAAACCUUCGCCAAAAUGAAACGGAGGUCGAUCUGUCCCGGCAGGGCUUCAAGGAGGUGCACUGGCAUCUGAGCAGCAUCGUCGGCGAUGGGUACGAGAUAUUCGAGCUAAACCUGGCGUUCAACAAUCUGGAGGAGCUGAACGAGCUAACCUUCCUGAAGUUCUACUCGCUGGAAACGCUCAACCUGUCCAACAACCGGCUGCAGACGAUCAGCAACCUUACGUUCGGUUCGCUGAUACGGCUGGUCGAGCUGGACCUUUCCUUCAAUCUGAUUCACACCCUCGAACGGCAAGCGUUCGAUCGGCUGUACGCGCUCGAGUCGUUGAGCCUGCGGGAAAACUGCCUAGUAACGCUCGCACCCAACCAAUUUCAUUUCAACGAUCACCUCUCGUCGGUGCUGCUCGAUCACAAUCAGCUCGCCUUUCUGCCCCCGAUCCUGUUCGAUCCGAUCACAAUGGUGGACGAGAUCUACGAGCUCGAUCUGUCCGACAACAACUUCCGCCGGAUGCCGUACAUUGAGACGAAGGAGAUCGCCCUGCUGAAGAUCGACAACAAUCACAUCGAAACGCUCACCGUCAACAAAUCGUUCAAUGUGCGCGCGCUUCAGAUCCAGCACAACAACAUCUACGAUGCGGACCUGUUCAAGUUUAACCGGGCCGAACACAUCGACCUGUCGCACAACAACCUGGACAACAUCGUCGGGCUGCACGAGAUGAACCAGCUCGAGUAUCUGGACCUUUCCUCGAACAAUGUGUCCAAGUUCGACUACAACCUUAAGUACUCGAUACGCAACAUUCCCAGCCUGGUGACGCUGCGGCUGCAGAACUGCAGCCUAAGCGAGCACAACAUCGGUGGCCUGCUGGCGUCGGACUCGAUCCUCAAUCUCGACCUGUCGCAGAACAACUUUGUGCGGCUGAACGUGAGCGAUCUGUCGCGGAUGCGCUCGCUCCAGUAUCUGAGCCUUAACUUCAACUAUCUGCGCGAGCUGAUCAGCUACGAGCGGUUGGGGCAUGAGUUUCCGUUCCUCGAGUUGGUGUCGCUGUCGUUCAACCGCUGGAACUGCACCUACUACGAUCAGCUGAAUGCGUACCUUAACCGCACGCACAUCCGUUCGACGAGCGAUCCGCGCGAUUGCUACAUCAACGGUACGCACGUGACCGACUCCUACGUUACGGAUGCGUUCGAGCCGCAGUACACGAUGAACCACAUCAAGCGGGACAUGACCGUGCUGCGCAAUCUCGGCCGCAACACGAUCUACUUCAUGUACGCGCUCUUCUCCACGAUCCGGGGGCAGGGAAAUGAGACGGCGCUGCAUCAGCAGCGGCUCGACGGCCAGCUGCACGAUCUGGAGCGGGAUGUAGACCGAUUGCUCGGUAUGCUAGCGUUCCUGGUGGCCAUCUUUGCGACCGUGCUGUUCGUGGCCGUGGUGUACGGUGGCUGGCGGUUGGUGCGCAAGUGGCAGCACGAUCGCACGGUGAAGGUGGUGACGUACAACAAGCGCGCGAACGAGUUCAGCAACGGCGUUACGGUUAACGACGUAAUACGCGAUAACUCGACGGCUUAGAACAUUGGUAGCA